This is a messenger RNA of Salvelinus sp. IW2-2015, 579 nucleotides long. Its product is annotated as transcription termination factor 1-like. Gene Ontology annotation, molecular function: chromatin binding. Lineage: Eukaryota; Metazoa; Chordata; Actinopteri; Salmoniformes; Salmonidae. Gene Ontology annotation, biological process: termination of RNA polymerase I transcription. The record is from RefSeq and is a predicted model, not a curated record. Gene Ontology annotation, cellular component: nucleolus.
CUGCGAACUGGACGAUACAGCGCACAGGAGAACAAACAACUCAUGAGUAACAUAAACGACUUCCUGGCUCUCACAGGGAUUGAGAAUGCUGCUAAACUCUUCCAUACAAAGCGCUUCAAAGACGAACUGACACAAAUCCAGAGGUUGAAGAGUCAUCACAGGUUCCCUGAAAGAAUAGCUGAAGGAAUCCCAAGGCCUUGGCAUAAGGUCUAUAGUCGUGGUGGGAGGAAGAUGUUUGACGGUAGCAGCUACAAGGGCAGGUUCAGCGAAGAUGAACUUUACUCUUUGAAAAAACUGCAGACGUUGCACGGCAACAAUUGGGUGACGAUCUCGCAGUUGACUGGCCGGAGUGAAACGCCCCUCAGGAAGCGUUUUUCUCAGAUGUUCGGCAAACUUAGGUUCUUGGAGCGAAGAAGAACUGAAGAGACUAAUGGAAGCUGUGAGAGACCACCUGCUGGGAAGGUGGAGCCUGGCAGAGACAUGCCACCAUCAGGGAAAGACAAGCUGUACAACAACAUCCCCUGGACAGACGUAUGCCGGAGGGUUAAGACACGCCCACCGGGACCAGUGGUAGAAUGA